This is a messenger RNA of Pseudonaja textilis, 2510 nucleotides long. The record is from RefSeq and is a predicted model, not a curated record. Lineage: Eukaryota; Metazoa; Chordata; Lepidosauria; Squamata; Elapidae.
CCAGUCCCAGCUGAAAUGAAUAAUCAGAAGGAAAAAUCACAGAAGAAAAAUUCAAUCUUAGUUGAUGGAGUUAUUUUAAAUGGCCCAGUAGCAGAUUCAAAAUCAGGCGAGAAAUUUGUGGAAGAGGUCAGUAAGAUGAUAAUGGAAGAAGUGAUAAAGAAAGCAUCUGAUGCAACUGAAAAGGUGUGUGAAUGGCAAUCUCCUGAGAAACUGAGAACACUUCUUGACUUGGAAUUGAAAGACACUGGAGAGAAUCAUCCCAAACUCUUGCAGUUAUGCCAGGAUGUUAUACAAUUCAGCGUCAAAACCUAUCACCCAAGAUUUUUUAAUCAGCUCUAUGCUGGUAUUGAUUAUUAUUCUUUAGCAGCACGUUUCAUUAUGGAGGCAUUAAACCCAAGUGUAUAUACCUAUGAAAUUUCUCCAGUAUUUUUGCUAGUGGAAGAAGCAGUCCUAAAGAAAAUGAUUGAAUAUAUUGGAUGGGAAGGAGGAGAUGGUAUAUUUAAUCCAGGUGGCUCUGUUUCCAAUAUGUAUGCAAUGAACUUGGCAAGAUAUAAAUAUUUUCCUGACAUAAAAGAAAAAGGCCUUUCUGGGAUACCUCAGUUGGUUCUGUUUACAUCAGAAGAGUGUCACUACUCAGUGAAGAAGGCAGCUUCCUUUUUGGGAAUUGGCACACAAAAUGUUUACUUUGUCAAAAGUGAUGACAGAGGUAAGAUGAUUCCUGAGGAACUGGAGAAACAAGUCCAACAGGCAAGGAAUGAGGCAUCAUGGGGAGGCUCAGCUUUACUGUCAAGGAGGCAUCGCAAGCUUCUUCAUGGCAUCCACAGGUCCACUUCUGUUGCAUGGAAUCCUCAUAAGAUGCUUAUGGCAGGAAUCCAAUGUUGUGCACUUCUGGUGAAAGACAGUUCUGACUUGCUUAAGAGAUGUUACUCUGCCAAUGCCUCAUAUUUGUUCCAACAAGACAAAUUUUAUGACAUCAGCUAUGACACAGGUGAUAAAUCCAUCCAGUGUAGCAGAAGAGCAGAUGCAUUUAAAUUCUGGAUGACAUGGAAAGCUCUGGGGACAACUGGCCUUGAAGAAAGAGUAAACAGAGCCCUUGCUUUAGUCAGAUACUUAGUGGAUGAAAUUAAGAAGAGAGAAGGAUUUCAGUUGCUUCUGGAGCCAGAAUAUGCAAAUAUUUGUUUCUGGUAUAUUCCACCAAGUCUGAGAAAGAUGGAGAAAGGACAUGAAUUCUGGGAAAAACUCAGUUGUGUUGCGCCCAUCAUUAAAGAAAGAAUGAUGAAAAAGGGUAGCAUGAUGCUGGGUUAUCAACCUCAUCGUGGAAAAGUUAAUUUCUUCCGCCAGGUCAUCAUUAGCCCCCAGGUGAUCCAUGAAGACAUGGACUUCCUACUUGAUGAGAUUGAUUCGCUUGGGAAAGACUUGUAGCUGAUGCCCCCAAACACUAGGAGAAGCUUCUGUGUGUGGAGUUUAUAGACUAAAUUAGUUAAUGACACAAUAUUAUUAGACUUUAUGAUCCAUAUAAAAAUGCUCAGAGGUGUGUAGACUUUUUAUACCAAGCAUAUGUUUAACAUUUAAAUUAUAAAGGGAAUUUUAUAAUGAUGGAGUGAUAUAUAAAUCACAACCCUUUAGAAAAAUAAAGUGUUACAUGAACAAUAGGUAGGAUAUGUCACCUUCAUAUUUCCUGAAUACAUUCAUGUUUUUGAAUAGAGAUUCAAAUAGAUCCAUAUUGUAAAAUAUCACCUAACUUUGGACAGUUAAUUUCAUGUAGCAGCCUUUUCCAUUGAUAGAUUGGGAUUGCCACUUUUCUUAUUCCAAACAGUAUGACUAAAAGCUGGGAUGGCUGAGAAUUAUCCUCCAACUGGAAAACAUGGGUGAGGUAAACUGAUUUGUGAUGUCUGAAUCUGUUUUAAACACUAAAAUAUCAGCAGGCAUUUUAGAAAUGUAUUCAAGUUUUAAAAAGAUUGUGCAUAUGUUCACAUAUAGAUUUUAGUGUUUUUUUAAAUGUAGUAUAGCUAUUUAAAGUAAGGAUUUUGGCACUUAUUUAGUAUCACUUAUGUGAUAGUAUAAAAACCAUCAGCAUUCAUCUACCUAACUAUAAACUUGUUAAAGAAUAUACUAAAACAAUUAUGCAAUCAUUUGACAUAUGCUGUAAUAUUCAAAUACAUUAGUUAAAUGGUAUUGUGAAGAUGGAAAGGCCUAUAAUAUUUCCCACUAUUUAUUUGUGUAUUGCACUACAUAUUAACAAAACUGAUCUUAUUUUUUAUUGAUUCAUAUAGGGAUUCUAUUAUAUUUGCUAAUUUAAAUGUUGACAUUACAUUUGAAGCAUGAUAUAAUAUUUAAUUUAGUAAAGCCCCAUGUUGUUUCUUCCUGCUUUUAUGGUUACAAAAUUCUCUAGAUUCAGUGCUGUAAGAGAUAUGCCUUGUAGCAGCAUAUUUCAGUUUAGCAAGUACACAAUUCUUACGUUUUUAGAUGAUUGAUAUAAAUGCUUUAUAAUAAAUACUUUAUCAAAAAGU